Gadus macrocephalus (Pacific cod) is the source of this 3698-nucleotide messenger RNA. RefSeq names its product protein tyrosine phosphatase receptor type Ua (gene ptprua). Gene Ontology annotation, biological process: protein dephosphorylation. The coding region runs from base 1 to 2121 and encodes 706 amino acids. The record is from RefSeq and is a predicted model, not a curated record. Gene Ontology annotation, molecular function: protein tyrosine phosphatase activity. Lineage: Eukaryota; Metazoa; Chordata; Actinopteri; Gadiformes; Gadidae. Gene Ontology annotation, cellular component: membrane. The transcript has 14 exons.
AUGGCGGUGGUUCCCUUCCAGUCUGCCUUGAGGCAAGUGCGGACCCCCUGUGUUAUCGGCGCGGCGGCGGUGGCGGCGUGCUGCUGCUCAGGGGCCGGUGUGGAACCUGUGCAAUCUCCUCUGAUGAGCCAAUUACCUCUCUGGAAGCCCCGGUCGCGCCGCGCCGAGAACGGCGUGGUCGUGCUUCCUGCCGCCGCGGGUCCUCAUUUUGUUCUUUCUCCCGUGUGUGUGUGUGUGUCUGUGUGUGUGUGUGUUUGUUCAGGCGGCUGCACCUUCGACGAGGACUCGGACGCCAGCCUGUGUGACUACCGCCAGGGACAGGAGGACGACUUUGACUGGCAGCUGAUCAGGACCUACAGUUGGCCCCACGCCACUCCUGAUCUGCUCCGAGGCUCCUUCAUGAUGGUCAACGCCUCGCAGCACUACGCCGGCCAGCGGGCCCAGAUGCUGCUGCGGCCGCUCAGCGAGAACGACACCCACUGCAUCCAGUUCAGCUACUUCCUGUACAGCCGCGAUGGCCACAGCCCCGGGGCCCUCAACGUGUUCAUCAGGGUCAACGGGGGCCCCCAGGGCAGCGCCGUCUGGAACAUCUCGGGCUCCCAGGGGCGCCAGUGGCACCAGGUGGAGCUGGCCGUCAGCACCUUCUGGCCCAGCGAGUACCAGGUAACAACAGCGAGUAUCUUGUGUGUUAUGACGAUGAGGAUGAAGUGCUGUAAAUACUGGCCAGAUGACAGCGAGAUGUACGGAGACAUUAAGAUAACUCUGCUGAAGACGGAAACGCUGGCAGAGUACACCGUCCGCACCUUCGUCAUGGAGAGGCGGGGCUACCCGGCCAAACACGAGGUCUGCCAGUUCCACUUCACCUCCUGGCCCGAGCACGGCGUGCCCUACCACGCCACCGGCCUGCUGGCCUUCCUGCGCCGCGUCAAGGCCUCCACCCCGGCCGACGCCGGCCCCGUGGUGGUGCACUGCAGCAUGGGGGCGGGCCGGACUGGCUGCUACAUCGUCCUGGACGUCAUGCUGGAUAUGGCCGAGUGCGAGGGGGUGGUGGACAUCUACAACUGUGUCAAGACGUUGUGCUCCCGACGCAUCAACAUGAUCCAGACAGAGGAACAGUACGUGUUCAUCCACGACGCCAUCCUGGAGGCGUGUCUGUGCGGCGAGACGGCCAUCCCCGUCAACGAGUACGCCCUCACCUACACGGAGAUGCUGAAGGUGGACUCGCAGAGCAACACCUCCCAGCUCAGAGAGGAGUUCCAGACCCUGAACUCGGUGACGCCCCACCUGGACGUGGAGGAGUGCAGCGUGUCGCUGAUGCCGCGCAACCGCGAGAAGAACCGCAGCAUGGACGUGCUCCCGCCCGACCGCGCCCUGGCCUUCCUGGUGGCCGGCGAGGGCGAGGGCGGCGACUACAUCAACGCCGCGCUCACCGACAGCUUCCUGCGCCCGGCCGCCUUCGUGGUGACCCCCCACCCGCUGCCCGGGACCACCGGGGACUUCUGGAGGCUGGUGUACGACUACGGCUGCACCGCCGUGGUGAUGCUGAACCAGCUGAACCAGUCCAACUCAGCCUGGCCCUGCCUCCAGUACUGGCCCGAGCCCGGCCUGCAGCAGUUCGGGCCCAUGACGGUGGAGCUGCUGUCCCGCACCGCCGACGACGACGUCAUCAUCCGCCUCUUCAGAGUCCAGAACAUCAUGCGGGACGGCCGGCUGAAGCAGACAGACGGCCCAGAGCAGGAGGAGAGUGGCCGCGGGCCCCCGAAGCUCCAGGAAGGACAGCUGGUGGUGCGCCACUUCCAGUUCCUGCGCUGGUCCCCGUACCGCGACGUGCCCGACUCCAAGAAGGCCUUCAUCAGCCUGCUGGCCCAGGUGCACAACUGGCAGCUGGAGUGCGGGGAGGGUCGCACCAUCGUGCACUGCCUGAACGGCGGCGGUCGGAGCGGGACGUUCUGCGCCUGCACCAUGAUCCUGGAGAUGAUCCGUCACCACAGCGUAGUGGACGCCUUCUUCGCGGCCAAGACCCUGCGCAACUCCAAGCCCAACAUGGUGGAGACGAUGGAGCAGUACCGUUUCUGCUACGAACUGGCCUUGGAGUACCUGGAUUGCCUGGAAGUCAGAUAACACACACACCCCCAUCGCCUGUUGUGACUCCAGGAGAACGAGCUGGACCCUGGGGUAGUCGUGGUGGUGGUGGUGGUGGUGCUGGUGGUGGUCAUGAUGGUGGUGCCUGUGAUGGUGAUGGUGGUGGUGGUGGUGGUGGUGGUGGCGUUGGCGUGUGGGUCAGGGGCCCCCCAGCACUUUUAACCCCGGCCCCUUUGGUUCCGCGUGCGCAGCGUUCGGGUCACGCUCUUGGAGGGUUACCAGCAUUAAGGACGCUACGAAACAAGAGAAGGCUUGCUGGACAACCUUGUAACAUACUAACACGGCAUCCCUCUCGCUCAUCCCCCGCCCCCUCGCAUUCUCCGCCAAACUGAUACCGUUAACGUUUUGUUUGUUUUAUCGUGCGCCACUUAUCGUUUGCCAAAACCAAGAGGACCUACAUGGGAGCAGUGUGAAACUGGUCGCCGGCCAAAAUUAUCGUUCAUUUUUUUCAUUCAUUUUUUCUUUAAUGGCUGCCUGACGAAAAACACAACAAAACAACGGAUUCCGAUCCACAGUGCUCCGAUACAUCCUGCCUUACUACUACGAAGAGGAAGCCUGUCGGACAACGGACGCUAACGUAAGGGGAAGACAAAAAAAAAAAAUGCCAUUGGGUGAUACGUGUGUGUGUGUUGUGGUUCCUUUUUCGGUAACACUACUGUAAACGGUGCGCUGUAAACGGUGCGCUGUAAACGGUGCGCUGUACCCAGCAGCGAACACCUUUCUGUACUGCUGUACUUUACUGCACUGGUGGUGGUGGAGGUGUUGGGGGUGGAGGCGCUGGUGCUGGUGGUGGUGCUGGUGGUGCUGCUCUGCAAUCGAGGCGCCGGUGCUUUUCAGGGAGGGCGGAGGCGAGGGAGGGAGGGGGCGGGGGUUCACCCGCAGGUGAAGUUUACAGGGAAAAAUGAGGUGACAGCCGCAUUCGCUACGGACAUUCUUGUACAGUGGACCUGUGUCUCGUUCGUUGAUUUCUCUUUUAUUUAUCAGUUGUGUAAAUAUGUUCUGUUAUUUUAGGCCCGCUUCUGUUGUAUCCCUCUUUCCGAUGUGUUCCCUUGUUUGUUCACCUCUGUUUGAUUAUUUGUACGUUUUUCCCUCCUCUCUGAGCUGUUUAUAGAUGUCGUCACCUUAUCUCUUUGUGCCAAUACAUUCUCUCUGUGUCUGUGAAGAAAAUGAAUUGCUAAAUAAACGGGAGGGGGGGAAGUCCAGCAUCUGCAUGCUAGUCUUAAGUGUUCCAUUGCGGUGUGUGACCCCCUCCCCCCCACCCCCCCCCCCCCCCCCCCCCCCACACACACUCCCCCCGACCCCCCUGUGGUUGGUUUCAGUGAGGUGGGGGUCCUGCUAUGUCAAUCUCUCCGAAUAAUCUGAGAGAGCGCUGUAAAAGAAUAACAAAUGUAUUGCUGUGAAAAAAAUAUAGUGAUCACAUUCACCCGAGCCAGUUGCUUUCUAAAUUUGUAUUUAUUCAAUGUGUUUGAUUUUCUAUAUAGUGUAUAAAAUUAAAAGAAAUAAUAAAGAUAUCUAUAUAUGUACAUAUAUAUAUAGAUUAUCCUGUUGCUUAACAA